This is a messenger RNA of Prunus dulcis (almond), 607 nucleotides long. Its product is annotated as zinc finger MYM-type protein 5-like. The record is from RefSeq and is a predicted model, not a curated record. The transcript has a single exon. The annotation marks the transcript as partial. NCBI's taxonomy places the organism in Eukaryota, Viridiplantae, Streptophyta, Magnoliopsida, Rosales, Rosaceae.
AUGGAAAGAUUUUUUAAGAGAAAGUCAUCAUUGGGUAGUUCGGAUAGUGUGGGUAGUUCAAGAACUUCAAGUUCAAGACAAAGUGAGUUAGAUGAGGUUUUGGCUAAUCUUCAGGCAGACCCGGGACUAAGAAUUCGUAUGAUUGAGUAUGAUACUAAUAUUAGAGAUGAGGUUCGAAGAGCAUAUCUACAAAAAGGACCUUGUCAACCUAGAGGUCAUUCUUUCCCACAAAGUAAUAUCUCAGGAAUUAAUCGACGCUUCAUUCCCCAAUGGUUUGAUGAAUUUGAUUGGUUGGAGUAUAGUGUAUCUAAAGAUGCUGCAUUUUGUCUUUAUUGCUAUCUCUUUAAAUCCAAUUUUGAACAAGUGGGUAGUGAAGCCUUCACUGGAGCAGGGUUUAAGAAUUGGAAGAAAGGGAGAGAAAGAAUGAAGGUGCAUGUUGGACCGGUUGGUAGUGUUCAUAAUAAAGCUAGAGAAGCCGCUACAAAUUUGAUGAAUCAAAAUACACAUAUUGAAACGGCUGUGAGCAAACACUCUGAACAAGCUCGUAUGGCAUAUCGAAGAUGCUUAAUUGCAUCAAUCAAGUGCACUAAGUUUCUAUUGAGACAAG